GUAAAGCUGAGGAGAAAUGCCCUCUACUCUUCAACGCUGGCUUUCCACGAGCUGAUGUCCCCAAGAAAAUGUCCGCGCAGCAGCCUGCAUCUCUGCGCACGUUGCCGCAGCGCCUCUACCAUGCUGUAACGAAGGGUGCGGGCUUCUAUCCACUCAAGGGAGUGGUGUACUUCAUCUUUCACCCGUUCCUUUACCCGCUGUUGCGCUCGCGCCUACUCCCCGCCACUCUUCUGAGCCUCUUCAUCCUCUUCAACCUCUUCUUCUGGACAUACCUCAUACAGGUCGCUUUCUUGAUGAUCUGGCAGGGUCGGUCCGCUUGGUUUAAUGCCACGGUGUUAGUGCUCGGUGAGGGCGCAGCUAUCGUCGCGCUUCUGUUCGAGGCAUUCUUUGUCGACGAAACACAGGUCGAUAUAUUCGAUUCCGUGCUCGUAGCCAAGAAUCACGAGGCUCUUGUCGCAAAGAGUAGACCUGUGGCGCCGAGUGAGGAGGGCAGCAUCGAUCCAUACAGGAGGUUGGGGAAGCCAGUCAAGAGCGCUGUGUUUGCGCCGUUUUCAUUGCGACAGAUCGUGGAAUUGGUGGUGCUGCUGCCGAUCAACUUUGUGCCCUACGUUGGAGUUCCCUUGUUCCUCAUAGGAACUGGAUAUAGAGCCGGCCCGCUUUUGAUGUGGAGAUAUUACAAACUGAGAGGCAUGGGAAGAAGGGAACGCAAGGCGUUCAUCAAGCGGAAACGUUGGAGCUUUGCAUGGUGCGCAAGCGCAAUUGAGCUGACCGGAAUUUGUGAGCUAACUUCUCAGGACAGGUUUGGCACUGUUCAUCUGGUUUUGCAGCUCGUGCCGGUUUUGAACAUGUUCUUCCUUCUCACAACUGCAGCCGGCUCCGCACUAUACGCCGCGGACGAAGAGGACAGGCGGCUUGCGGAGGAAGAAACUCAAGCGGCGUCGCAGCAAUAUCAUGAUGAUCCUAUAUAGCAAUUACAAACUAACUCGCGGUUACGUCUGUUUGAUAGUUUGUUCCAACAACUAUCUUUGUUCUGUCCGGGUCCGAAAUCAACCUCGCUAUUCGCUCUCUGUUCGAUAGCCUUCGACUUGGCUACUAUCUCUACUGUUGCAGAUUUGGGUCAGGACCUCUGCAAAUGUCCAAGAAUGCAAGAUGGUCACGUCGCAAGAACAGGAUUGUUGGCAACGUUCUCUCUUUUAUGAUUGCCAAUGACCCUGAACGUAGCAGUAAAACCCAACCGCUGAGAAAGCCUUCCGAACACGUUGGAUGCUAUCUGUGCUAUUGUUUUUGUUCCAGCUCCAAAGACUGUCAAUAUCAUGGCUGAUAUCUGUUGUCUCAAAUCUUCACGGCCAAAGCUGGGCCGGCAGUAAUUAUACAUGCAGGAGCAAAAAUAUUCUUGGCAGACGAAUUCUGAAUUCAGAGUCAACACAUGCUUUGUACUGACGCGUUGUAUGGGGUAACUAGCUUGUGUGUGGCGUUGGUGUCGGCUCGGAUUGAAAAGCAGGUAAUAGACAUCCCACGAUCAUCUUGGCGGCCGAGAUUGACCAGG
Verruconis gallopava is the source of this 1546-nucleotide messenger RNA. RefSeq lists its product as uncharacterized. NCBI's taxonomy places the organism in Eukaryota, Fungi, Ascomycota, Dothideomycetes, Venturiales, Sympoventuriaceae. Bases 69 to 968 code for a protein of 299 amino acids. The record is from RefSeq and is a predicted model, not a curated record. Gene Ontology annotation, cellular component: ascospore wall; lipid droplet; prospore membrane. The transcript has 2 exons.